Biomphalaria glabrata is the source of this 27879-nucleotide messenger RNA. Its product is annotated as titin-like. The transcript has 57 exons. Gene Ontology annotation, biological process: regulation of cardiac muscle contraction; signal transduction; protein localization to T-tubule. The record is from RefSeq and is a predicted model, not a curated record. The coding region runs from base 224 to 26746 and encodes 8840 amino acids. NCBI's taxonomy places the organism in Eukaryota, Metazoa, Mollusca, Gastropoda, Planorbidae. Gene Ontology annotation, cellular component: T-tubule. Gene Ontology annotation, molecular function: protein binding.
AUUAUUGAGUUUGAAUGUUACGUGGGAAGGAUGUCCGAGUAUCUGCUACAAAACCUCCAAAGUGAAUAGCGGCUGAGAGUCGUGUGUCUUAACUACAAGUUCCACGCUGCACUUAUUUCUGGAGCAAGAUCGUGUUCUUUCAUUGAACUAGGAAAUGCACGUGAUAACAUUUUCGAUGACACGAUAAAGCGCACAAGGCUCGUGUCCACGUUUGACUACGGCCAUGUCAACCAUAUUCACUUCCACGUCCUCGCAGUUCGUUAUAGACCAUCAGCACCGUCGGCCAUCCCAUUCGGAGCGACGGCCCUCCCACUCGGACCCUCAGCGUCGGCCUUCGCACCAGGACUACCUGGAACAGCACUACCCACCCAACCACCACCUCCUCCAGCAGCAGAAGCGGCUCUCUGUAGACCAGCAGAGGCGAAGACGAUCGUCCUCCCUGGAGACUACACCCCACCAUCAUUCCAGCCAGCAGCACAAGACUGAUGGCAACGCUGGUUUCCUGCGAGCAGCAAGAGAUGGAAACUUGGACGAAGUCUUGGAUUAUUUGAAAGGCAGUACAGACAUUAAUACCAGCAACCCAAAUGGACUCAAUGCCCUUCACUUGGCAUCAAAAGAAGGACACAUCAAUAUUGUCACUGAAUUGUUAAGCCGUGGUGCCAAUGUAGAGGCAGCUACUAAGAAGGGCAACACUGCCUUGCACAUCGCCUCCUUGGCAGGACAUGAGGAAAUAGUCAGGAAAUUGGUAGAGAAUGGAGCCCAAGUCAAUCUUCAGGCCCAGGCUGGCUUCACCCCACUGUAUAUGGCUUCACAAGAAGGGCAUGCUGAUGUGGUCAAGUUUUUGUUAUCAGUUGGAGCCAAUCAGGGACUAUCUACUGAGGAUGGGUUCACACCACUGGCAGUAGCCCUUCAACAAGGUCAUGACAAGGUUGUCUCAGUUCUCCUGGAGCAUGAUGCUAAAGGUAAAGUCAGGCUGCCAGCUUUGCACAUUGCUGCCAAGAAAGAUGAUGUCAAGUCUGCUGCCUUGUUGCUGCAGAAUGAACAGAACAGUGUGGAGUUGCAGACCAAGGGAGGAUUAGUGAAUGAUACAACCAAGAGUGGCUUCACUCCUCUACAUAUUGCUGCCCAUUAUGGGAACAUCAAUGUUGCCAACUUGUUGAUCCAGCGCAACGCAGACGUGAACUUCAGAGCCAAGAACAAUAUCACACCACUUCAUGUGGCUUCAAGAUGGGGAAAACUAAACAUGGUCAAUCUUCUAUUGGACAACAAUGCUACCAUUGAUGAAAAGACAAGGGAUGGCCUGACUCCACUCCACUGUGCCUCUAGAAGUGGUCAUGAGAGUGUUGUGGACACACUGUUAGAAAAGGGAGCUCCUCACUCAGCCAAAACAAAGAAUGGUCUAACUCCACUUCACAUGGCAGCCCAAGGAGAUCAUGAAGACUGUGCUCGUUUACUUCUCUAUCAUAAGGCAUCACUGAAUGAAGUGACUGUAGAUUACCUGACUCCACUUCAUGUGGCUGCUCACUGUGGUAAUGUCAAGACAGCUAAACUUUUACUGGACAGGAAAUGUGAGCCCAAUGCUAGAGCUUUGAAUGGUUUUACACCACUGCAUAUUGCUUGCAAAAAGAACCGUAUCAAAGUUGUUGAGUUGUUAUUGAAGUAUGGAGCCUCAAUUGAAAGUAAAACUGAGUCUGGCCUGACUCCACUCCAUGUUGCCUCUUUCAUGGGUCACAUGAACAUUGUCAUCUACCUGAUCCAACACAAUGCAAAUCCUAACACAGCCACUGUCAGGGGGGAGACCUCACUCCAUCUUGCUGCCAGGGCCAAUCAGUCAGACAUCAUCAGGAUUCUCUUGAGAAACUCAGCCACUGUGGAUGCCAGAGCUAGGGAACAACAAACUCCACUCCAUAUUGCUGCACGCUUGGGCAAUGUGGACAAUGUGCUGCUCCUCCUGCAACAUGGGGCCUCAGUAGAUGCUACCACUAAGGACAAGUACACCCCACUCCAUAUUGCAGCCAAAGAAGGUCAUGAAGAAGUGGCUCAAGUCCUUCUAGAGCAUGAAGCCCAGCAUGACAUCACCACCAAGAAAGGGUUCACUCCCCUACACAUUGCUGCCAAGUAUGGUAACAUCAAGGUUGCCAGACUGUUGCUACAAAAAGAGGCCAACCCAGACAUUAGUGGCAAGAAUGGCCUGACUCCUCUCCAUGUGGCUACCCAUUACAACCAUGCCAAUGUAGCCCAACUUCUCUUGGAAAAUAAGGCCAACCCUCAUGCUACUGCCAAGAAUGGCUAUACACCCCUUCACAUUGCUGCCAAGAAGAACCAGAUGGACAUCGCAACCAUGCUCCUGGAGUACGGGGCUAAGCCUGAUGCUGAAUCCAAGAACGGGUUCACACCUUUGCACCUGGCUGCACAGGAAGGUCACACUGACAUUGUGUCCCUUUUGUUAGAGAAACAAGCCAACGUCAAUGCUACGGCUACUAAUGGAUUGACACCAAUGCACCUUGCUGCUCAGGAAGAUCGUGUCCAGGUGGCAGAGAUUCUCAUCAAGCAUGGCUCUGCCACUGACACCAGUACCAAAGCUGGCUACACUCCACUACAUACAGCUUGUCACUUUGGACAAGUCAACAUGGUUAGGUUCUUGCUGGACCAUGAGGCCUCUGUGAAUGCCACCACCAAGGUUGGUUACACUCCACUUCAUCAAGCUGCCCAGCAAGGCCAUGUCCAGGUGGUCAACACCCUCCUUAAGAACCAAGCCUCACCCAAUGCUGUCACCAAUAACGGUCAAACUCCACUGGCCAUCGCUCAGAGACUUGGCUAUAUCUCAGUUGUGGAGAUCCUGAAACCUGUGACAGAAGUCCAAGGCAUCACACCAUCCACUGAAGACAAGUACAAGGUGGUCUCCCCUGAGACCAUGCAGGAAACCUUCAUUUCUGACUCUGAGGAUGAAGGAGGCAGCAGUUUCGUCGGAUCGUUUCGCAGCUUGCAAUAUGGAAGUCUCACUAUUAGUACUUUUGGAGAUGACUUUAUGCCUCAGUCCCCUAUAUUUGGUAAACCUCUGUCAGAGCAACACGUUUAUCUGCCCUACUAUGAGGGUCAGAAGAUACACAACAAUGAUAAACGUAAUAGUUACCUGAGUACCACCAGUAACCUCAGUAGAGAAGACAGUAUCUCUCUUGAGAGAGGAGGCAGUGCUUCACCAUUGGACACAUCUUUUGAUAAGGAGAUUCACAUGAGACACAAGACAACAGAGCACAGAGGCCGUCAGAUUAGCCAAAUGGGGGCCACCAUGUACUAUCCAUCCUAUCUAGAGAACGGGCCUGAUUAUGAAGAAGAGAUGAGAUAUUACCACGGGGACACCUUGUCUCCUAAAGAUAAGCAGGCUGCAGGGGAUAAGUCUAGGACAGACAGCGUCUUCUAUUCUGGAGACUAUUCUACCUUAGGCUCCAACCGGGACUCUCUGACUCUGGAAGGGACGAGAGACCGUUCUAUGGGAGAUAGUACCGGUGACUUUAUGGAGGAAGACGACCUGAAGUAUGUUGUGGCUGAUGAAGCCUAUCUGAAGAAGCAUAAGCCUGAAGAUACCUUUGGUGAAGAUUUAUAUGCCAGACAAUCUUUCCGUUAUGGUAAAAGAGCCCCGGAGUUGACAUCUCCUCCCCGUUGGAGUGCCAAUCAGUCCUUUGAUAGUCUACAAGGCUCGGAGGUACUACUCAAGGACCAGAAAGCUAGUGAAGCACCAGAUGUCCAGAUGUUGCCAUCAGCAGAAUACAAAGAGAGGACUGCUUACCAAAGGUCACCAUCAAUUGAGUACAAGGCCAAAACUGAAACUUUCCUUCUUCAGAAGUCUCCAUCAGUGGAAUUAAAAGAGAAAACUGCUGUAUCUAUCAUUUUGGAAUCGCCUUCUGUAGAAUUCAAAGAAAAAGUUGUUCCAACCAUUGUUCUGAAUUCCUCUUUGGAGAAAGAAGUGAUAGAAAAAGUUCACAAGAUAGAAUUCACAGAAACAACAGUCACUUCAGUUGUUAAGACAUCAGCUAAACAAUCUGAGAGAGUUGAGAAAUUCACUGUUGAAAAGCCAACACCAGAAAAGAGAAAAGAACCAAUCCAGAAGCAGAGUUCUGUAGACUUCAAAGAUUCCAACUUGCCUUCAACGGAACGUCCACACAUAAUCUACCAGGGGCAGUACUCCUCUUCCCCAGAUCAAAACUCCAAUAUUGUCAAGUACCUUCCUGAUGACUCCAUCACAGCAGCUGAUGCUUCAGAGUUCAUACAAGACUACAUGGAUGCCCAGAUCACGAGCCAGUCCUUCAGCGCCAUGCACACUGCUGCUCCGCCUAUCACAGGACGCCUGCCAGUAACUGGGGAAGUCAACCGCUUUAGCUCCUACAGUGGCUCUUCAUUCAGCACUAGCUUUGACCCUGACAAUGUCCUUGUUGAUCGCUCACCAGUCUAUGCUGGCAAACUUAAAUGGAAAAGUUUCUUGAUCAGUUUCAUGGUGGAUGCCCGUGGUGGAGCCAUGCGAGGAUGCCGUCACCCUGGAGUAAGGGUCAUCAUUCCUCCUAGAAAAUGCUGUAUGCCAACUCGUAUCACAUGCCGCCUGGUCAAGAAAGAGAAGUUGACCAAGCCACCCCCAAUGCUGGAAGGAGAAGGAUUAGCUGCCAGAGUUCUGGAGAUGGGACCUGCUGGAACCAAAUUUCUAGGUCCUAUCCUGCUGGAAGUCCCACAUUUUGCAUCCCUGCGUGGCAAAGAGCGUGAGGUUGUUAUCCUGCGCAGUGACAAUGGAGAGACCUGGUAUGAGCACCCAACGCAGGCCACAGAAGAUGCUGUGGCAGAGGCCUUGGGAAGCAGUGCAGAAGAACUUGACAGUGAAGAAGACCUAUCCACCAAACGUAUCAAGAGGAUCCUGACCACUGACCUGCCUAUGUACUUUGCCCUUGUGUCUCGUGUAACAAGGGUGAAACAAGAGAGCACAGUCAUUGGCACAGAGGGAGGUGUUCUCAGCUCCAAUGUGGUACCACAGGUCCAGGCAGUUUUCCCUGAAGGCACUCUAAGGAGACCAAUCCCAGUUGGCUUACAGGCUCAACCUAUAGCCCCAGAACUAGUUGCCAAACUGCUCGGCAAUCGUGUUGCAGUCAGCCCCAUUGUUACCAUAGAGCCGAGACGACGUCAGUUCCACAAACCUAUUACUCUGACAAUCCCUGUACCCAAAGCUGCCCAGAAGGGGAUGAUAAACCAAUAUGGUGGUGAACGACCGACUCUCCGCCUUCUCUUCAGCCUUGCAGGCAACAGUUCUCAUGGUCGAGCUGAUCCAAACCCAGCUGUUUGGGAAGAUGUUACUGAUAGCAAGCCUAUGACUUUGGUGGAUGACUGUGUCUCGUUCACUACCAAAGUUUCAGCCAGAUUUUGGUUGAUUGACUGUCAGAAUGUGGCUGAAGCUGCUCAGAUGGCUUCAAUACUCUAUCAAGAAGCAGUCACUGUCCCCUACAUGGCUAAAUUUGUGGUGUUUGCCAAGCGAGACUCUCCAGAGGAAGGCAAACUGAGAAUAUUCUGUAUGACAGAUGAUAAAGAUGACAAGACACUGGAAAAACAAGAAAAGUUUUAUGAAGUGGCAAGAAGCAGAGACAUUGAGGUUCUUGAAGGGCGACCUCAAUUUGUGGAGAUGGCCGGAAAUCUGAUCCCUGUGACCAAGUCAGGUGACCAGCUCCACGUUAACUUUCGAGCUUUUAGAGAAAACAGACUGCCUUGCACUGUUAAGAUAAGAGAUCAAGAUCAAGAACCAAGUGCACGUGUUGCCUUCAUGAAAGAGCCUAAAGUUGCAAGGGGUGAAGCACCACAGACACCCAUCUGUAAUCUGAACAUUAGACUUCCAGAUAUGGUUUUGUCUGACUCAGGAGAACUAGAUCCUGACAAAAGUGCAGAAAUAAGAAAACGACAUGAAUUCUUGCGUGGUCAAGGAUUCGUAAUUCAGGACACUGUGAACCGGGCUGAGAUGAAACUUUCGGACAUCGCAGACACGGUUCAGGGUGACUGGGUCAUGUUAGCUCAACAACUUCACAUCUCCAUCUCAGACAUCAAUCAUUUUAAGAAUGAUUACAAGACAGUUGGAGACCAGGCUUUAGCCAUGCUUCACUUUUGGUUACAAAAGAAUGGAGACAAAGCAACAGGAAAUGAGCUGGAGAAUGCUCUGCGUAGAAUCAACAGAGAUGAUGUUGUCAGAAAGUGUAUGUACAAUAUUGAAAGGGUUGAGGACGAAGCAGAAGUAGAAGUGGCCAGAGCCAUUAUUGAACAGACAGGUCUGGACUCCAAAGAUUCUCUGAAGCGUGGUAUGUCACUUGAUGUCCAGUAUGAUGAACAAGAUAUGAUUAAGAACCUUGAUGAGAUAAAGGAAUCAGAAUCUGCCGGGCAGAGUCCCACAGCUGUUAAAGAACAAAUAGUGUUAGAAAGAAGGCCUCCUCCUACACCGACCAUUGCAGUGACAUCACCAAGAUCAGACUCUUUAACCGAUGAGAUAGUAGAAGCAUCUGUUGACCAGCGAAGACCAGUGGUGGAGCCUCCCAUUGAUGAGGAAGGCGAAUCAAGGCGCAGAAAGGAAGCGUUUGUAGAUUUUGCAUUACAGCUAGAUCAGUAUGCAGAGCUGAAAGAAUCUCGUCUAGCUCAUCAAGAUUCUGAUGAGCAAUCAGUGGAGUCUGUCAAAGAGGAAGAAAUUGUGAAAUCUACUAAGACCAGCCCUACAGAUGCUUUCCCAACCUGGACAGAGAGGUCCUACCAACAAGUGUCCCAAACUUCCAAAGCACAUGUCACAUUUGCAGAGGUGAAUGAUGUAGAGGAAAGGUUUGAUGCUGAUGAGGAAGAGGUGCAGACACCUCCUCCUAGUCCCACAGAGAAACUUGACUCAGAGGAGAAAAGUGAAGAUGAGCUCCAACAAGAGGUGACGGAGAUUGUGGAGACAUACCGUGUCUCUGAGGAUGGUCGCACAUGGAAAACCAUUAAGAAAACAACCAUUAUCACAGCGCAAGGAACAACUGAAACGGUUGAAGUUCUGAAAGAAGAGCCUGUUACAGCAGCAGAGAGUAGCAUAGCUGAAGCAGCAACUCGUUUAGAGUCUGAGGCAGCCAAUCAGAUUGAUUCUGAAGGCAAACAUGUUAGUAUUGGUCAGGUCAAAGUGCAACACGAGUUCAUGUACUCUCGAGCUGAAAUUGUCACAGAUGAAGAGCCUACCCAGGAAAAAAAAGUCAGCCCUUCAUUGCCAGGAGUGUAUGGUGAUAUUGUCAGCCCUGUCUCAGAAGGUGGAUCCUCCUACAUCGAUGAGCCCUCCCCUGUUCCGGAGCCGACACUGCCAGAAGAUUUCAGAGCUGAUGAGCUUGAUUAUGAGAAGAUGGAGGAUGACGAUGAAAGGUCUGCCAUAGAUGAUGGCGUCAAAUGUGAAAGCGCUGAGGAGAUGCCGGGUGAUAUUUCUUCAGAGCGUGACUUCUUUGAAACACCAGAACAAUCUUUUGACAAAUCAGACAAAGUGGCAAAAAACUCUUCCGUGGAUGCCGAAUACAAAGACAACUACGAGGAUGAAGCUGAUGAACAAGAGAUUAGAGACAGCGAGGACGCCGGGCCAGACUACGAGCCUGAUGAGUUCCAAGAAUGUGAUGCUUGUGGGUUUGAAGAAGGUGAUAGAGAUGAAGAGACAACGGCUGUAACCGAGGGUCAGGAUGACUAUGUGGAUAGAUUGGAAGAAACUUUAGAGUGUCGGAAGGUUAUUAUAGUGCAAGAGAGACCUGAAGUAAUUGUUGAUGAGGUUUCUAUUCUGACUGUGGAGGCUGGAGAUACUUAUGUAGACAGGUCUGAAGAAACCCUCGAGUGCCAGAAGGUCACGGUGAAACGAGGUCAGACACCUGACAGACCUGUAGGUUUCCAAGUGGCCUACACCUCAAAUAAUGAGCUCAUUGCUGCUGCCACUACACUUGUGGAUGACCAGGAGAGUCUUGAAGUUAGUGGUGAUCAUUACUCCCCUGGAGAGACGUACACUGAAGAAGUUAGGCCAGACGGUACUAUUGUAAGGCAUAGAAAAAUACGAACCACUAAAGAGGGAUCUUCAGUUGACAUGGAGGAAUUCUGUGAAGAAACACCAGCCAAAGAGGAAACAGAAGUGGAGGACCAUGAAGAGAUUAUGGCCGAUGGAACAGUUCACACCACACACACAGUUCGCAGGCACUCCUUCAAGAAAGUUAAAAAACAUCUCAAAUCUGUAGAUGGAGAUGAGAAAGAGGAGGAAAUAACAGAAGUCAUACCAGGCUCAGAGAAGAAAGAAAUUAUAGAAACAUUUGAUGAGCCUCCACGUAUGGUGCACGAAGAGGAAGAAAUGGAUGAGAUUCUAGACGAUGGCACUAAAGUGCAUAGAAAGAUUAUUUUAAAUCGUAUGGUGCACCGUAUCCGAACACAUCAAGAGUCGUUUGAUUCAGAUCAUGGCAGACAUGUAGAAGAUUAUGAGAUUGAUGAAAUCAUCCCUGGUACAGAGUCUGCUUUCCUUGCUGAUCCUGAUUCUGAUUCAUCUUCCAGUGAAUAUGAUGAACACGAAGUUGAAAAAAUUCAAGAAAAAACUGAAAUUUUAGAUGAUGGCACUAUUGUGAAAAGUAAAUUGCUAACGACAGAGUCUACUCAUAAGACUAGAUCAAGAACUGGCUCUAUAGAUGAAACAGAGAUUGAAAGAAUAGUGGAAGAAGAGUCAAUCACACCCAGCCCAAGACCUAGGUCUCCUGUGGAUGCUGAUCCUUAUGAUGUAACUGGGAAACAGCCUGUGAAGACUAUUACUAAAACAUCACAUAUUGAAGAGUCAGUGAAAGAUGAUGUCGUGGAACGUACUUUGGAAGUUGUGGAAGAUAUGAUAGCUACAGGGGCAUUGAAGUCAUCGGAGGAUUACUCGGAUGCUACAGUUGCUGAAUCCUUCAAAGCGCCCACAGUAGAAGUGCAGUAUGAAGGGGAUGGCAACCAGUACCAGGAAGCUUUCACAGGAAGUCAAGCCUUUCAGUCUGAAGAUAAAUAUGAGUUGGAAGGACUGAAGGAAAAAAGAAUUGUGAGGGAACAGUUAGCUUCAUCCAGAACUGAACAUUUACAAGAAACAUCGUCUCACAUAUACACUGUCGAACAAACUUGUCAGGAAGUUGAUGUUACAGAAGAGACUGUCGCUAUUGAAAAUAUUGGAAUUUAUGAAGCAGCCAUAAUCAGAGAGGAAGUAGAACAUUUCCAGAUUCCAAGGCAAGAUGAAGAAAUAUUUUCAGAUACUUUUGAAAGUAUGGCAACUAUUGAAGAUACACAGUAUGAAAUGGCCAGUGAAGCCAUUGUGCAUGAAGAAAGAGAAGAAACUAAAGAACUGGAGAUUUCGUCCCAUGAAGAAAGAGAAGAAACUAAAGAACUGGAGAUUUUGUCCCAUGAAGAAAGAGAAGCAACUAAAGAACUGAAGAUUUUGUCCCAUGAAGAAAGAGAAGCAACUAAAGAACUGGAGAUUUUGUCCCAUGAAGAAAUGGAUGAAACGGAGAUGACAGAAACACAGCCCAUUCAGCUAGAAGAUGAAGGGGAGAAAACUCCAGUUGCUGAUGCUGAGUCUCCACUAACUGAUUUAAAAUAUGUGACGUUGACAGACCCUGUUACCAAGGAGCUUGUCAGAGAAAAAAUAGAAACAAUUGAAGAAGUAGUGGCUGACAUGGAGAGAAAGUUUGAACGAAGGUCCUUGGACAGAGACACUGAACCCCUAAGUGCAGGGACUGUUGAGCCCACAGGCUAUAUCACAAAAGACCAUGAGCUAGCCAAAAGUGAACUGACUGAAGAUGCCAGUGAGACCACCCAGGAUGUCUCUGAAAUCAAAAGUGAGUUGGUGGAGUCUCUGGAGAGUCAACAUGACAUUGAGAGCUACAAGGAUGUUGAGGUGGCAUAUACUCAAGAAGUUUUACACAUAGAAGAAUACUAUCAUGGAGAUGAAAGUGAGGAAAUCACACCAGCCUGUGAUGACAGUAGACUAAUAGAAAUACAAGAGACUGAGCUGAUUUCUGAAAAAAGACAAAUUGAAGGAGAAAUAGACAGUCUCUCAGCAACAGCAGGCAGUGAUAUUGCUGGUAUGGAAGAAAUUGAGCAAGAAGUUGAAUCCCAAGAAGACUACAGCUAUGAUGUCAGUUCCAAAGUUGGGACAUUUUCUGAGCAGUUAAAUCAAAGAGAAGAGUAUCCUCUUGAUAGGGUCUUAAAGGAAACCAAGCAAGAAGUGGAAGGAGAUACAAUACAAAAGGCAAAUGUUGGUUUUGUGUCAGCCAGUGCAAUUAGCUUACCAGAUGAGUCAGAAGAUGAGAUACAGGAAGUUAUAAGUAUUACCAAGGCUCAAGAUGUUCACUCUGCUUUGGGACAGGAUUUUGUUGAGAAAAAACAGUACCAGAUGAGUAGUGAGGAAUUAGAAGAAGAUGACCAGGAUUUUGAGACUUGUGAUAUUGCUGAAAAAGAGCUAACAGAAUUUGAAGAAACAGAAUUGGCUAUUCACCAAGAACUUGAAAGUUCACAAGAACUACAUCAAGAGGAAACAUUGAUCAUGGAUGAAAAGAAACACUAUUAUCAAGAAAGCAGACUACAUGAACACAAAGAAUAUUUAACAGAAAAAAUGACUGGCCAUAAAACUGAAGAGCAUAUCAAACAAACAGAACAAGUAAUAAUCGUAGAAGGCAUGAAAAAAGAAGACUAUAGCAUUGAUAAAGAAGAAUGUGUUGAAAAAAUAGAGACAUAUAUAAAUACUAAAGAACAGGAACAAUAUGCAGAACAGAGACAAGAGCAGGAAGAAUAUGUAGAAGAGAGACAGAAAGAAGUACAUACUGAAGAGCAGGAAGAAUAUGUAGAAGAGAGACAGAAAGAAGUAUAUACUGAAGAGCAGGAAGAAUAUGUAGAAGAGAAACAGAAAGAAGAAGUAUAUACUGAUGAGCAGGAAGAAUUUGUAGAAGAGAAACAGAAAGAAGUAUAUACUGAAGAGCAGGAAGAAUAUGUAGAAGAGAGACAGAAAGAAGAAGUAUAUACUGAGGAGCAGGAAGAAUAUGUAGAAGAGAGACAGAAAGAAGUAUAUACUGAAGAGCAGGAAGAAUAUGUAGAAGAGAGACAGAAAGAAGAAGAAUAUGUAGAAGAGCAGGAAGAAUAUGUGGAAGAGAAACAGAAAGAAGAAGAAAAUACAGAAGAGCAGGAAGAAUUUGUAGAAGAGAGACAGAAAGAAGAAUAUACUGAAGAGCAGGAAGAAUAUCUAGAAGAGAGACAGAAAGAAGAAGUAUAUACUGAAGAGCAUGAAGAAUAUGUAGAAGAGAGACAGAAAGAAGCAUAUACUGAAGAGCAGAAGGAAUUUGGAGAAGAGAGACAGAAACAAGAAUAUACUGAAGAGCAGGAAGAAUAUGUAGAAGAGAGACAGAAAGAAGUAUAUACUGAAGAGCAGGAAGAAUAUGUGGAAGAAAGACAGAAAGAAUAUACUGAAGAACAGGAAGAAUAUGUAGAAGAAAGACAGAAAGAAGAAGAAUAUGUAGAAGAGAAACAGAAAGAAGAAGAAUAUACAGAAGAGCAGGAAGAAUUUGUAGAAGAGAGACAGACAGAAGAAUAUACUGAAGAGCAGGAAGAUGUAGAAGAGAGACAGAAAGAAGAAGAAUAUGUAGAAGAGCAGAAAGAAUAUGUAGAAGAGAAACAGAAAGAAGAUUAUGUAGAAGAGCAGGAAGAAUAUGUAGAAGAGAGACAGAAAGAAGAAGAGUAUGUAGAAGAGCAGGUAGAAUGUGUAGAAGAGAAACAGAAAGAAGAAGAAUAUACUGAAGAGCAGGAAGAAUAUGUAGAAGAGAGACAGAAAGAAGAAUAUACCGAAGAGCAAGAAGAAUGUGUAGAAGAGAAACAGAAAGAAGAAUAUACUGAAGAGCAGGAAGAAUAUGUAGAAGAGAGACAGAAAGAAGGAUAUACUAAAGAGCAGGAAGAAUAUGUAGAGGAUAGACAGAAAGAAGAAAAAUAUACUGAAGAGCAGGAAGAAUAUUUUGAAGAGAGACAGAAAGAAGUAUAUACUGAAGAGCAGGAUGAAUAUGUAGAAGAGAGACAGAAAGAAGUAUAUACUGAAGAGCAGGAUGAAUAUGUAGAAGAGAGACAGAAAGAAGUAUAUACUGAAGAGCAGGAAGAAUAUGUAGAAGAGAGACAGAAAGAAGUAUAUACUGAAGAGCAGGAAGAAUAUGUAGAAGAGAAACAGAAAGAAGAAUAUACAGAAGAGCAGGAAGAAUAUGUAGAAGAGAGACAGAAAGAAGUAUAUACUGAAGAGCAGGAUGAAUAUGUAGAAGAGAGACAGAAAGAAGUAUAUACUGAAGAGCAGGAUGAAUAUGUAGAAGAGAGACAGAAAGAAGUAUAUACUGAAGAGCAGGAAGAAUAUGUAGAAGAGAGACAGAAAGAAGUAUAUACUGAAGAGCAGGAAGAAUAUGUAGAAGAGAAACAGAAAGAAGAAUAUACAGAAGAGCAGGAAGAAUAUGUAGAAGAGAGACAGAAAGAAGUACAUACUGAAGAGCAGGAAGAAUAUGUAGAAGAGAGACAGAAAGAAGUAUAUACUGAAGAGCAGGAUGAAUAUGUAGAAGAGAGACAGAAAGAAGAAUAUACUGAAGAACAGGAAGAAUAUGUAGAAGAGAAACAGAAAGAAGUAUGUACUGAAGAGCAGGAAGAAUAUGAAGAAGAGAGACAGAAAGAAGUAUAUACUGAAGAGCAGGAAGAAUAUGUAGAAGAGAGACAGAAAGAAAUAUAUACUGAAGAGCAGGAUGAAUAUGUAGAAGAUAGGCAGAAAGAAGUAUUUACUGAAGAGCAGGAUGAAUAUGUUGAAGAGAGACAGAAAGAAGUAUAUACUGAAGAGCAGGAAGAAUAUGUAGAAGAGAGACAGAAAGAAGUAUAUACUGAAGAGCAGGAUGAAUAUGUAGAAGAGAGACAGAAAGAAGAAUAUACUGAAGAACAGGAAGAAUAUGUAGAAGAGAAACAGAAAGAAGUAUAUACUGAAGAGCAGGAAGAAUAUGUAGAAGAGAAACAGAAAGAAGUAUAUACUGAAGAGCAGGAAGAAUAUGUAGAAGAGAAACAGAAAGAAGUAUAUACUGAAGAGCAGGAAGAAUAUGUAGAAGAGAAACAGAAAGAAGUAUAUACUGAAGAGCAGGAAGAAUAUGUAGAAGAGAGACAGAAAGAAGUAUAUACUGAAGAGCAGGAUGAAUAUGUUGAAGAGAGUCAGAAAGAAGUAUAUACUGAAGAGCAGGAAGAAUAUGUAGAAGAGAGACAGAAAGAAGUAUAUACUGAAGAGCAUGAAGAAUAUGUAGAAGAGAGACAGAAAGAAGUAUAUACUGAAGAGCAGGAAGAAUAUGUAGAAGAGAGACAGAAAGAAGAAUAUACAGAAGAGCAGGGAGAAUAUGUAGAAGAGAAACAGAAAGAAGUAUAUACUGAAGAGCAGGAAGAAUAUGUAGAAGAGAAACAGAAAGAAGUAUAUACUGAAGAGCAGGAAGAAUAUGUAGAAGAGAAACAGAAAGAAGUAUAUACUGAAGAGCAGGAAGAAUAUGUAGAAGAGAGACAGAAAGAAGUAUAUACUGAAGAGCAGGAUGAAUAUGUUGAAGAGAGUCAGAAAGAAGUAUAUACUGAAGAGCAGGAAGAAUAUGUAGAAGAGAGACAGAAAGAAGUAUAUACUGAAGAGCAUGAAGAAUAUGUAGAAGAGAGACUGAAAGAAGUAUAUACUGAAGAGCAGGAUGAAUAUGUUGAAGAGAGUCAGAAAGAAGUAUAUACUGAAGAGCAGGAAGAAUAUGUAGAAGAGAGACAGAAAGAAGUAUAUACUGAAGAGCAAGAAGAAUAUGUAGAAGAGAAACAGAAAGAAGUAUAUACUGAAGAGCAGGAAGAAUAUGUAGAAGAGAGACAGAAAGAAGAAGAAUAUACUGAAGAGCAGGAAGAAUAUGUUGAAGAGAGACAGAAAGAAGUAUAUACUGAAGAGCAGGAAGAAUAUGUAGAAGAGAGACAGAAAGAAGUAUAUACUGAAGAGCAGGAAGAAUAUGUUGAAGAGAGACAGAAAGAAGUAUAUACUGAAGAGCAGGAAGAAUAUGUAGAAGAGAAACUCAAAGAAGAAGUAUAUACUGAAGAGCAGGAAGAAUUUCUAGACGAGAGACAGAAAGAAGUAUAUACUGAAGAGCAGGAAGAAUAUGUAGAAGAGAGACAAAAAAAAGUAUAUACUGAAGAGCAGGAAGAAUUUCUAGAAGAGAGACACAAAAAAGAAUAUACGGAAGAGCAGGAAGAAUGUGUAGAAGACAAACAGAAAGAAGUAUAUACUGAAGAGCAGGAAGAAUAUGUAGAAGAGAAACAGAAAGAAGUGUAUACUGACAGGCAGGAAGAAUAUGUAGAAGAGAGACAGAAAGAAGUAUAUACUGAAGAGCAGGAAGAAUUUGUAGAAGAGAAACAGAAAGAAGUAUAUACUGAAGAGCAGGAAGAAUAUGUAGAAGAGAAACAGAAAGAAGAAUAUACAGAAGAGCAGGAAGAAUAUGUAGAAGAGAAACAGAAAGAAGUAUAUACUGAAGAGCAAGAAGAAUAUGUAGAAGAGAAACAGAAAGAAGUAUAUACUGAAGAGCAGGAAGAAUAUGUAGAAGAGAGACAGAAAGAAGAAGAAUAUACUGAAGAGCAGGAAGAAUAUGUUGAAGAGAGACAGAAAGAAGUAUAUUCUGAAGAGCAGGAAGAAUAUGUAGAAGAGAGACAGAAAGAAGUAUAUACUGAAGAGCAGGAAGAAUAUGUUGAAGAGAGACAGAAAGAAGUAUAUACUGAAGAGCAGGAAGAAUAUGUAGAAGAGAAACUCAAAGAAGAAGUAUAUACUGAAGAGCAGGAAGAAUUUCUAGACGAGAGACAGAAAGAAGUAUAUACUGAAGAGCAGGAAGAAUAUGUAGAAGAGAGACAAAAAAAAGUAUAUACUGAAGAGCAGGAAGAAUUUCUAGAAGAGAGACACAAAAAAGAAUAUACGGAAGAGCAGGAAGAAUGUGUAGAAGACAAACAGAAAGAAGUAUAUACUGAAGAGCAGGAAGAAUAUGUAGAAGAGAAACAGAAAGAAGUGUAUACUGACAGGCAGGAAGAAUAUGUAGAAGAGAGACAGAAAGAAGUAUAUACUGAAGAGCAGGAAGAAUUUGUAGAAGAGAAACAGAAAGAAGUAUAUACUGAAGAGCAGGAAGAAUAUGUAGAAGAGAAACAGAAAGAAGAAUAUACAGAAGAGCAGGAAGAAUAUGUAGAAGAGAAACAGAAAGAAGUAUAUACUGAAGAGCAGGAAGAAUAUGUAGAAGAGAAACAGAAAGAAGUAUAUACUGAAGAGCAUGAAGAAUAUGUAGAAGAGAAACAGAAAGAAGUAUAUACUGAAGAGCAGGAAGAAUAUGUAGAAGAGAAACAGAAAGAAGUAUAUACUGAAGAGCAGGAAGAAUAUGUAGAAGAGAAACAGAAAGAAGUAUAUACUGAAGAGCAGGAAGAAUAUGUAGAAGAGAAACAGAAAGAAGAAGAUUAUAAUGAAGAGCAGGAAGAAUAUGUAGAAGAGAGACAGACUAAAAUAUAUACUGAUGACAAGGAAGAACAUUUUGAAGAGAGACAGAAGGAUGUAUAUACUGAAGAAGAAGAAGAAUAUGUAGAAGAGAAACAGAAAGAAGAAGAUUAUAAUGAAGAGCAGGAAGAAUAUGUAGAAGAGAGACAGACUAAAAUAUAUACUGAUGACAAGGAAGAACAUUUUGAAGAGAGACAGAAGGAUGUAUAUACUGAAGAAGAAGAAGAAACUGUAGAAGACAGAUUGAAAGAGGAAUAUGUAGAGAAGGGAAAUGAAGAAUUUAUUGAUGGGCGGGAUGAAUAUUUGAUAGAGAGAGAAACAUAUUUUAAAGAACAAGAGAUGCAUAAGUUGAGCCAAAAAUCAGAUUACUCUGAAGAACAUAAAGUAUUUGUUGAAGAAAGAUUGAAUGAAGAAAUCACAAAACUGCAAAAAGAAGGUGAAACAUUUAGAGAACUGACCCAACAAGAAGAAAAAGAGUAUGAGGAACAAAUUUCACAAGCUAUUACCCUAUCACAUGCAUUUCAUGAAAGAUCAGAGAUCCAGAAGGAAAUAUCACAGCCAAUCGAUAAUGAAGUAUGUGAAACUACCCCUUUUGUUAUGGUAACAUCUGCUGAGAGCACAAGUGAGCAAAGAACUCCAUCUGAAAAAGAUUUAGCUAUUCUUCUCAAUUUAGAUGAAUCUGAAUCUGUUUCUGAAAAGGCUAUAGGCUCUUCUCCUGAAGAUCAAGAAGAUUUAGAGAAUGAUGAUCUGGAUCAAGACCAAACCAUGGUACGAGACUUUAUUGAACUGGAUAAGGAACUAGAAGAACAAGAGUCACUUACAGCUGCUCUUUUAUCCAAAUCUUUGAAAGAUGAACAAGAUUUGUAUGUUACUACAACUGAGAAACAGGAUUCUGCUUCUUAUAAUGUAGAGGUUAUGUCUUCAAGACAGAUCAUAACAGAGUCAUCACUGGAACAAAUUUAUGAAAAAUCCUCAGAAAGUGAAAUGACACAAAGCCAGGAUUCAAUCCCAGAUGAAAAAGUUGAUAUUUACAGUUCUGAAAAACACAUUUUUGAAGAAAAGAUUGAAGAAACUGAAGAAUAUACCUCAUGUGAAAAAGAAUGGUUCAUGGUGUCUAAGGAGUCUGUGACAAGUUUAGAUGGUAGUCAUGUAAAUGAAUAUGAGUUAGAACUCAGCAAAGCCAUUGUUCAAGAAGCUUUGUACACAAGCAUUGAGUCUUCUAAAAAAAUGGAAACUUCUGAAAAGGAGUCUGAAGAAUCAAUUAUAACUGAUGCUAAACUCAUAGAUGAACAAAAGAUAGCUGGUGGUAUGAUGGAUGAACUGCAGGCUCUAGAAGAUCAACAGUAUGUAGAGGAUGAAAGUUCUGAAGAGGAUAGUGAAGAUUAUGAGCAAGAAAGUGUUGAGUUGACUUUGCAGCAGUCUAUUGAAAGAAAAGAAAUUAAAUUAGAGCAUUCUAAUGCUGUGAUCACUCACAGAAAAGAUCAAGCCUUGGAUAGUUCAGAAGGCGAUGAUGUGGAUAUGGAGCAAUCUGUGGAUAGACUAGAAACUUUCACUGUUGAAGAGCGAGAAGAACACACAGAAAAAGAUCUGAUCAUUUCUGAAGAGGAAGAAAAGUACUGGACACAAGAGAAAGAGAUUGAAACAAGAAGUGAAACAGUUAUUGAAGAAAGGUGCCACAUUCUGUCUAGCAAAGAAGUGGAGUUCACUAAAGAAGAUGUCAGUCAUGAAACAACACAAGAUUUUUUGGAUUACCCAGAAACAUUUAUUGAUAGGAAAGAAGAAUUCAUGGAGUUAAUAUCUGAUUGUGUUGACCGAGAGGAAGAAGAAAAGGAAAGAUUUAUUUCCUGUGAAAUUUCUGAUACAUCACAGGACAGAAUAUCUCAAGGAAAUAAUGCCCCAACUAGUCAACAGACUGCUAGAGAGAAUGAUAGUUUUCUACAAGGACCUGUAGAUGGCAUUAAUAUGGGUUUACAUUUGCCUCGAUCACCCUUCUACCCAACUUGUUCAACUGAGGUUCAAGACAGAUCUGGCUCGCCCAGUGACCUAGAUGAAGAAAUUACUGAAAUGGAAAAUAAGCUUAGUCAAAUGAAACAAAUGGUAGGUUUUGAUGAAGACAGUCCAGAAGAAGAAUUCUUAAGUCCUGAAGCUGCCUCUCCUCUACUCCGAAAACCUUUACGUUCAAGUGAGGAGCAUAGUCUAUUAAAAGUUUCAAGCAUCUCAGGAUCAGAAUAUGCCUCUCAAAGUGAUGUUGAAAAUGCACAGAGUGACACAACAGGAACUGGGUCUUACUACACAGCUCACAGUGAGAUAAUGAGCAGUUCAGACUAUUCUGCUCCUAGUGAUGUCAUGACUGCCUCUGAGUGCACUGCACAAAGUGAAACAAUGACCGGCUCUGAGUAUACUGUGACUGGUUCUGAACAUGAAGAUGAUGAAUAUGAAUCAGAAGGAAGAUUGUCUGCUGAUAUAUCUCAACAAAUAUUUCUGGAACAGAAUGCAUUGAGGUUCAGGGAGAAGAGAAGUACAUCAUUAUCAUCCUCUUCUGAAGAGGAUCAAGAGGACGACACUUGCAGGUUAGACAGGCCGCCUUCUCCAUCAGAAUUUACUCUCAUUGCAUCACAAGAUCAGUCCAAGCUGAAUAUCUCCCUAGGUCUUACAUCUGAAGCAACCAUUUCAUCAAGGGCUGUCAGUGAAAUAAUUUCAGAAACCUCUGCAGAAACACAAUAUGAUAGGCUGCAUGUUGAACCAGACAAAGAAAUGGAGAGAGAUAGUCUUCAAGGUGAUGAGGAAGAUGAAGAUUAUGAUGAAGAAGAGGAGGAGGAGGAGGAGGAAGAUAGAGUUAUUGAGGAACCCAUUGCAGGAGAUAGACCUCCAUCCCCUUCAGAAUUCACUUUGAUAGCAUCUCAAGAUAAGGAAAGCUUGAAUAAGCUUCUAGGACUGGAUGAAAUGGCUUCUCCUGAAGAAGAGCAAGAAUCCCCUAUGCUAUGGGAGCAUGAACUGGAAAAAGCAAUGAUGGAUGUAGAUGCUCAGUCUACAGCUUCAAGUGAUGCAGCUCUUAUGAUUGGACUUGAUCGUAUGUCAGCUGCUGGGACAGAUAACAACACUAUGUCUGGUGUGAGCUCAGAGAGUGGCCAGCAGCCUGACAGCAACGAAGAUCAGUUGUAUGCUGAAACUCCUGAUGAUGAGGAUGGGAAAGAUACAGAAGAGCUGUACCAAGCAUACAUGAAGGUCACAGAAGAUAAUGAAGACAGGAGCAAAGACUCUGAUGUAAACUUUGACAACACUCAAACCCAGGACUCCCAGAUCUCACUCUACCAAAAAGAUGAAUCAAAAGACACUUUGUAUUCUGAAGCCGACUACGGCUCUCCUCAAGCUUAUUUCGAAGAGGUUUCUAAAGAGUAUCACCAGGAAGAGAACAACGUUGAGGAGAGUUCCUUUCAAGUGGCCAGUGAAUCCACACAUAGAACAAUGACUACUUCAUCAGCAGAAUUUCAAGAAAUGAAAGAAGAAUCUAGUCCCUCCCAAAACCUGGAAGAGCAUUAUUUAAAACAAGAGUCAAGAAGUCAUUUUGAAAAUAGAACUCAUUCGGAAAAUGUCGUUACAAGUAGCUUUGAGAUGAGUGAAGGAAAGUUCUCAAAAAAAACAUUUGAAAUGUCUGAGUUAGACAAACAGUUUCUGAUGACCUCUGAAGAUCAUUUAAAUAGUAAAAAAUAUUCUGUAAAUUCUGAGUAUGAAGCUAGCUGGUCCACCACUCUAACUGAACGUUUAGAUCUCUGCGACAACCUUGCCAGCCGUUUUAUGGAAGGAGAUGAUGAACUAGGUCAAAAUGCUGCCAUGGGAAUGUCUCUUCAUGCUGAAGACAAAAUGAGCUCAUCUAGUUCAGAAGUGGCUCAGUUGGAUGAUUUCGACAACCAAGAUGUUGAAAUCCGGGAAGCGAGUGAAGAAACCUCUGAAGAGACAGAUGUUGAGGACCAGUUCUCACCGGUUGUAAAACAGACAGAUGAAUCCUCCUUUUCCUUUGAACCAGAUGUUCAGUUGCAUCACAAACAAGAUGAGUUCAUCCCAGAAAAGGAAAAACAUCCAGAUAAGGAUUUACUUUUUGAUUCAAAUGUAGAAGACAGAUUUCUAGAUGAAAGAGAAACAUCUUUUCUUGAAGAGGAAGAGGUGGAAGACUUUGAUCACACUGAAUUAGAACCAGAACUUUGUGUGCUGGCUCUAGGAGAUGAACAAGAAAGAGAAGAUGAACUAGAAAUCUCUGAGCACCCAAGUGGCUUUGAAGGUGUGUCUUCUUCUGAGGAUAAAGGACUUGAUGAUGAAAAUAUACAUAAAUUUGAUAUUAUCAAAGAUCAAGAAUCUAAAAGAACAUUAGUAAAACAGGAAACAAGAGAUAUUUCACCAGAGGAUUUAGAAGAAAAACCACUGAAAUCUGAUUUUCCUGAUGAUUAUAUGCUAGAUUCUACAGAUCAUUAUCAGGAACUGAUUUUUCAAACUCAGUAUGAAAUGUCAUAUGCAGAAUCCCAACAAUAUGAAACAUAUAAAACUAUGUAUGAGAUCAAGGAGACUUUAGAUGAAGAAGAGGAGACUGAAGAACCUUCUGAUGAUGCUGGUAAAGAAAAAAUGACUAACAAACAAUCCUUGGAAGACAUUGUUCCAGAAAAUGAGGAUGAACAACUGGAAGCAAGUGGUGGAGCUGAUGUACCAGCAACACCUGAUGAAGAUAUAGAUCUAUCAUCAAAAAGCUCUUCAGAUAGUGGAGGUGUAGAAGUGUUUGAUGAACAGACUGGUACAUACUCUAGACUACCAUGGGAAAUUGCUCACCAAUACAAAAGGCAGUUCUCUGAAUCUUUUAAUGAGGAACAAAAAGCUUGUGUCAAAGCUCAGAAGUCCAUUGACUUGGGAACAUUUUAUAGGCGAGAUAGAACUAAAGAUGAAGACUUUAUGGAAAGAAGUUUUUAUGAUGAAGCAGAUACAUCAGACAUUAUUACAGUAGCUAAACGAAAAGUGACAUUUGAAUUGAAACAUGAAGAGUCUGGAAAUACUGUAGUCAGUGAGGAAGAAGAAGAAGUCCAGCCUAAGGAUGAGUCCCUCUGUGAACCUUAUGAAUGUAUUGAUGCUACUCAUGAAGCAGAUGUUAUUUCCACAAUUUUAGAAAGUCGUCAGAAAGUGAAGCAUGAAAUAGCCAGGCAAGUCUUUGAUCAAGAAUAUCCUGAUACUCCUAAACAAGACAGUCAAUUUCAGGUUGCCUCCAGUACAUACACUCAUCAGACAUUAUUUGAUGAGACUGAAGAGGAUUUUACUUAUGUACAAAGAUCUGAGGAAUUGUACACUUACUCUGAAGUAAAUGAAAGGGUUAGUGUAGUCAGCAGAGAAUCUAGAAUGGCACAACAGGAGUUGUUACUGCAGGAAUCAUUUGAUGAAGAAGAUAGAUCUUUGUCACCUUCUAGGGACAAAAGCUGUAAAAAAUUAAGUACAACUUUUGAAGAAACAAUAUCUGUGAUUCCUCCACCACACCCAACUCAUUUUCCUAUGGCUGUACAUAGUGUGGGGAAGUCACUGGCUGACAAUGAAAUUUAUGAAUCUUCAGAAACGGAAAGAGAUUCAACUGAAGAAAAAUUGAGUCCUAUUGAAGAGACUCCUGGUAUAGAUGACAUUGAAGAAGAAGAUACAACUUUAAAAUCAACACCACCACUGGAGAAAAGAGUUACAUUUCAGACAGAUCGUCUUACUACCAGAGCUUCUGAGCAAUCAGUUGAUGACUUCAAAGCCUCAUCUUCUUCAUCUGAACUCUCUGUAGAACCAACACUGUUAGCAGCUUCAUAUGAUCUAGAAAGUGGUAGUGUUUUUCAUAUUGUUACAGCCUAUGACAUUUCACCAGACACUGUUGAAAAGCAAGGACCCAUAGAAAUGGCUGGAAAGUCCAUUUUAUCCAGUCCUGAAGAUGAUGUGUUUGAGACAGAUUCCACUUCUCCUCAGAGAACACAUGAUUCUUUGUCAUCUGAUACUCCGGCUUUCAUUUUGUAUGGUCAUCUUUUGUCAGGAGCAGGUAUUUGCUCCUCUCCUCCCAUACCCUUACCUCCAGUGUCUACACCUAGAGAAGGAAGUUCUGAAAAAGUUGACCUCAGCAGUCAUCUUCUCAGUGCUAGCUCCAAAUUAGAAAUGCUGAAACAUACUGAAAGGUUAGAUUCUAAAGAUGGCGAAGACACCACAUUACAAGAGGAUGAUAUGAGCUCCCCACAUGAAGAAGAAAUUGCUAUCACUGAAAUGCAGUCAACUGAAGCAUCACCAGAAAGUGAAGAUAAUUUAGACAAACUAAUGGAUGAAGAAACAAUACAAAAUGGAUUAAUUGAAAACUUUGACAAUGGAGCAGUGCCUUUAAAUCAAUCAACUGAAGCUUCAGUUAAUGUUAAUGCAUUUCCAUGUGUAUUAAAUGGACCAACGGAAGUUCAUUACAUCCCAGAGUAUGAUGGAGGGGAUGAUGACAUUGCAACUGUAAUCCUUCCAGGUGCUCAGCCUGUCAUUUCAUUUCUACAGAGAGAUUUUUCACCUCCAUCACAUGAAGACAUUAUUGAACCAGAAAUGUCAAGCUCAUAUGAAGCAAAACCAGACAUACAGCAGCCAGAAGAAGAGGAGGAAGAAACUCGAGAAGUGGAAGAGCCUAUACAUCCCUCUUAUGCCUUGACAAGGCAAACUGCACCAGACUCUGAGAAAUAUGAAGAAGAGAAUGUAGACUAUGCUGACAGUAUCAUGCCCACUGUCAUUUCUUUUGUGCUUGCCAAACCAGAUAUCCAGCAACCUGAAGAGGAGGUAAAUGUAGAAAUGGAAGAACCCCUGCAGGCUACAAUCAUGACAACUUCACAAGCCAAGCCUGAUAUCCAACAGCCAGAAGAUAAGGAAGAUGUACCUGAUGGGGAAGAAAUAAUUCAGCCAUCCAUAAUGACAACCAGUCAGGCUAAACCAGAUAUUCAGCAACCAACUGAAGAUCAAGGCAAUGGUCAUCCAGUAGUAGAAGAUCCUGUACAAAGCUCAAUAGUAAAUGUCACCCAGAUGAGCCCUACACAAUAUCUCUGGGAACAAGUAGGUUCUUCUGGCUACAAAAUAAGUCAAGAGUUUGUUGAUGAAGAAGAUGCACAGGCUUUAAAACAAGAGAAAGAUCUGUUAUCUUUGUCAUCUGGUGAAGAUGAAGACUUAAGAAAUUUAGCAGAACAGGAAGAAUCUCUCAGCCCAUACUCUGCUGAAAAAGAAGAGCUUGAAGAGGUUGCUUAUGAAUUUAGUAAGGAAACUGUAUAUCAUGGUAAAAGAGCUUUAGAUGUCGAUAUUGCAGAUAUGGCAUUUAGUGGAGCCUAUGAAGAACAAGAAGAUGCUUAUCAACAAGAUUAUGCUGUAUGUGGUGCCGAACCAGCAGUUGAACAUGAAUCAGCACAGCAGGAGGGAGAAGAGGAAAUUGAAGAGGAAGAAGAAUUUGAAGAAAGGCCAGAGGAGGAGCUUAUCAGACUUGAAGAACCACCAACCGAAACAGAUGAUGACACAGAAGAAAAUCUAAAAAGUCACGAUAUUAAAGAGGAAAAAAGUGAAGUUGAAUCUUUUGAACACUCAUCUGCUGAUUUUCUUCGUGUUGGUGUUCAUUCAGAUCUAGACAGACCACUCUCACCAACACCAGAUGCUCUGAGACAGGGAUUUUUUGGUGGAAAUUUUACUCCUCCACAAGGAGGAGCUUUUACACCUCCUCAAUCUGGGAUGUUCACUCCUCCAAUUAGUGACAUUCAGACACCUCCACAUUUAAGUCAUGAACAUGAAACUAUUUUUGAAGAGGCAGUUGUUAUAGAACAAACUGCCUCAACUUUUGUGGAAUCAAUCUUAGAAGAUGUUAAGACACAGGUUUCAUCCCAGGAGUGUUCACCUGAAACUGAGAUGGAGCAUGAUCAGAUUGAUGAGUUUGACAGCAGCAAUUAUGUGAUCGACGAUUCAAAAACUGAGGAUUAUAAUAAUGAAUAUCAAUCUCUUGACAAAUUCUCUGAUUCAGAAAAAAGGAGAGGCAUUACAUUGGUUAAGCAAAUUUCUGAGGACAUUCCUGGUAUUGUUUUAACCCAAUACUUACACCAAGAAAUGAAUGAGGAUGAAUUUUAUGGAUACUCUCCUCAGAAUGAAAACAUUUCUGAAGAUGAAGAAGACAACUAUGAAGAGGAACUAGAAAUUCAAGAGACUAGUUUAGACGAUAAAGAAAGCAAAUUGGAUCAAACUGAGGAAAAAAACAUUCAAGACACAGCAUCACAUCCAAUGUUGUUAAAUUUGCAAGAGUCAGACUUACAAUCUACGGAAGGUCAGUCUGAAACACCAACAGAGCAAAAACUUAGUGAAUUCAGUCAAGAAGCAGCUUUUGACCAAAAACUUGAUAGCUUCUUAGAGCAAUAUACACCAAGCACUGGAUUAGGGUUGACAGAAGCAUUUCAAUCCACUGCUCUUGAAGAUCAAAUUUUUUUCAAUCAGGAUCCACAGUAUGGAUUUGAAGAUGGUUCUGAAAGUGUGGAUCUUUACAUGAGUCAGGAAGAUCAUGCUGAUACUUCUAGUGUGGAUAGUUUUGCAACUGUUGUUGCUGCUGAAGCUGAAGAUACUGACAACUAUGAGCCGGAUGAAAAUAGAUUAGCUGAAAUAGCAUCUAUGACAUCGUCAUUUACUUCUGAUAUCCAUGUACCUAUCACAGAAGAUAGCCAAAAAGAAACAAGUGAUGAUGUUGGUGAUACUGAAGAUGAUGACACUUCCAUGGAAACCUCUCAAGAGUGGACAUCAGUUGUGUCUGAAGAGAAAGACAGGGAGAGUGAUGCUUCUAUUGAUAGUGAUAGAUUUGAAUUUGUAGAUAGAGCAGCACUGUCCAUUAUCACUGAAAUGUCAGAUGAAGAUAAAUUUGAAAUGAUUGAAAGAGAGGAUCUGGAAUCUGAAGCUGGAUUGUCUGAUCAAUUUGGAAGUUCUCCUGAUAAUAAUAUUCAACAAUCACCUGGAAUAUCCACCUUUAGAUUUUUUGGUAGAGGGACAGAUAGAGAUGAUGCAUCCAUUUCAUCCUCAUUAGCUGAGUUUGAACAAAUGGAAAAGGCUAUUCCUUUUUCAAGCUCUUUGAGCUCAUUAGAGAGGGACAUUGAUAAAGAGUGUUUUGGAGGUUCUUAUGAUGAAAGAAAAUUUGUUGGUUUUCCAAGACUUCGAGGUGAAGAUUCAACUUCUAUAGCUUCUUCACUUGCAGAGUUUGAACAUUUAGAACAAGUACUGGUAGUUUCAAGCUCUGCUAGCUCGGUUGAGAAACAAACUCCUGAAAGCAAAAGUUCUGGAGGUUCAGGAGAUAACACUUCCAAUUCCAUUUCAUCAUCUUUAGCAGACUUUGAAAAAAUUGAACAGGAUUGCCAGGCAGACUCUGAUGAGAAAAAAAGCUCUGUUGAAAGCUCAUGUCGACAAAGCGAAGCCUCCUCCUACACUUCUCUGAAUGAAUUUGAAAGGCUUGAACGAGAAAUUGCAGUCGCUUCAGAACUUGAGGUGGAAGCUCAAAAAAUAGUCUCCAUCCUUGAGUCAGGUGUUUUGAUGGGUUCAGCUCAAUUUGGUAGCUCUGACUUCAGUGAUGUUGGUGCUGGAGAUGAAGAUGAUGGUGGACAGGAAGAUAUAGACCAUGAUUCUUUGAGUGAAGGAGGAAGGCUUUACCAUGAUGUUGAUGGGGAUUCCUUAGAUGGGGAGAGUUCUGAAAUAACAGAGAUGGCUUCCAGUGUUGUAUUUGCUGGACCAGAGUUGGUAGCUUCUCAGCCUAUUCUUGAUCUUGAUAAUGAUUCACUUCAAGGUGAAGCACUCAUGCAGUUAUCUUCAGAUUCUCUCAUUCUGGAACAAAGAAUGAAGACAUCUGACUCUGCCAAAUUUGACACAGACUCUCUCAUCUUCGACACUGACUCACUCUUUGAACAAGAAGAUAGAAUGGUUCGUUCUGCUGACUCUUUAGAGCUGGGUGGUCAGUCAGGCCACUCAAGUGCUGGUGGUCAGUCAGGUCACUCGAGUGCUGGACCCUCAAGUGAGAAACGUGAAGAAAAAAUGGUGCAAAUAGAAGAUCAAAUGCAAACAUCUGCUGAUUCCCUAGAACUAGACAAUAGUAAAGAAGAGACAAAAGAGGAGGCUAACAAAGAGAGUCACUUAGAAGACAGUUUAAUGAUGGGCUCAAUGGAAUCAGCAGCUUGGAGCAUGGGAAGCUCUGGUGGAACAGGUCAGUCUAUGUCCGAGUCCCACACAGAUUCCAGCCAGUCACAUGAUAUCAUGCAAGUCUCCACAGAAUCUGACAUUCUUAAAGCUAAUGCCAAAUCUGCUUUCUCUGUUGAACAAAGAUCAGAAAUUAUAACAGAAGAGACACACCACUAUAGCAAAUCAGAGACUUUUCAGUGGUGUCAAGAGGAUACAUCUGUACAGUAUAUAAGUGAAGGUGCUCAUCCCUUUCCUAAACAUUUCGACUCUCAAUCAAAGUAUAAAAGGAAAUCUAAAACACAAUCUGAAUUGGAGGAGUUUUUGAAAACUGAGAGACAGGAAAAAAUGGAUUUGAAAUCAAAGACCAAACGAGAGUCCCCUAAAUUCUUUGAAGAGGAUCCAGUAAAAGAAGAAAGCCCCUUUCUGAGCUGGGGUCCUUACCAAGAAACUAAAAAAGUUUAUACAAUGGUGGAAUGGGAGGAAAUGAAGCGCCUCAAGCGAGAAAAACAGGAACAAGAAGCUAGAGCUGCCGCUCAAAGCUCUUCCUCUCCUGACCUCUCUCAAGACUCUCAAGAAGAUAGGCUUCAGUCCUCAUCUUCCCAGUCCCCACCUUCAGUAAAGAUGACCUUGACCUCUUCCUCAACCUAUACCUCAACACACUCUCGAGGUGAAAGAAGUGGCUAUGAAGAAAGAACAAGCGGUGAUGAAGAUGAUGGUGGAGACGGCAAACCAGAAGGAGAUGAUCAGUAUAGCUCAGGUGCUCAUGGAGAUGAUGAUGAUGUGCAAACACACAGGUUGAUGAUGAAGAAAGAAGUUCACAAAAAGACAACCAUUGGAUUAGACGGACAAGAGCACACAACAAUCCGGGAAGACUCCCAAGUCCAGCAGGACAAUGAGCCACCAGAAGAACUUCGUGAGUCUAUGCAGGAAAUCAUCAACCAGUUCAUGGAGUCUGACCCUCAACCAGCCCACCUCUUACCUGCAGAGUCAAAGGAAGAUGAAGUGUAGGCAAUGUUCUGUCUACUGUGAGGGAUCAUUUCUAUUAUUUUGGUGUCCUAAUCAAUUUCAUUGACGUUACUUUAAAUAUUUGGAUUAAUUAAUUGAAGAUUUAGGACAAACUUGUUUUCUAUUGGACUCACUAUUGUUUGACCAUUUCCUUCUUUGUUUUGAAAAGAUCUAACUCUAAAGCAUUUGAGAAUUAAAGAAUGCUUUUUUACUAUAUGUCUUCAUAUCUCCACUACAGCACUUUGUUUCCCUACUUAACUGUUCUAAUGUACACUUGUAUACUCCAGUCUGUGUAACUGUAACUUAUCCUACAAAGGUGAUCAUGACAGUUGAAGUAGUAUUGGAUGGACAAUAUAGUAGACAUACAAUCAUACAAUGUUUCUGAAUGUUUGUUUUUGUGUCCAUUGCUAUAACAAAGCUUUGUAAUUAUAUCAUGUGUCACCUAUUCUCAAACAUUGUUGCAUUUGUAUUAAUCAAGUAAGAACUAGGAACAAAGUAUCAAAUAGUUGUACAUGUUCUUGCUUAUUUUUUUUUGUAGUUUUGUAAAUUGUGUUAUGCAAAAUAUUUUUAAAAAAUUGUAUUUAGCUAGCAUACUUGGAAUAAAUGUAUUUUUAAUAUUUAUAACUAUUUUAUUUUCCUCCCAUUAUAAGGUGUAUACAUUAUAUGAGCUAGAAAUGAUCCACUGCUAGGACUAAACUAUUAAUGAUACACUGACUCAUUUCAAACAUCAUUUGGUAAAGAUUAGCAAGGUAGAUUGAGUUAUAAUGUAGAAUUUAUAUUCAAACAUUUUGUCCUACAAAUAUUUUGUGCUACAAUUACAUAUAAGUAUUUGUACAGUAAAAGUGAUACCAUUGUUUUUUGUUUUUAUUUUCAUAUAAAUGUGCAGCUUUUAAGUUGUUGUUUUUUUUUUUCCAAAAAGCUUAAAGUUGAACAGUUUUAAUAAUGGUUGUGUUUUGAUUCUGAAUAAUUUCACUGUUUCUUUUUUACACAUUUGUUCACAUAUUUGACCAGUUAAUUCAGCUUGGAAAGUUCUAUCAAAGGUGAACUUUGUGUGUUUUUUUAUUGAUUGUAGAGAACUUGCCUUGUUAUUAGCUGGUUCUAUUUCUUUGUGUCCAAUAAACUGCUUUGCUGUUAUA